This is a messenger RNA of Dromaius novaehollandiae (emu), 3835 nucleotides long. Its product is annotated as sorbin and SH3 domain-containing protein 1-like. Bases 1620 to 3227 code for a protein of 535 amino acids. The record is from RefSeq and is a predicted model, not a curated record. The transcript has a single exon. NCBI's taxonomy places the organism in Eukaryota, Metazoa, Chordata, Aves, Casuariiformes, Dromaiidae.
CAGCAGGACACUAAUCUCUGUCCUCCAUUCUGCACAGGGUAUCAGAAGCCAGGUGAUACAGGGCUAGCUCCUGCAGGGUUUGAGGUCCUAUUCAAGCCAACUGAGGUUUCCUCUGUCCUUCCUCUUUGCCAUCCGUGAUCUUCCCUUCUUUUUCCUCUCAGCCCACACUGGCCAAUAUUCUUCAUGCCCCCUUUAUCUGAUCCAGGUUCCUCUUCCUAGCAGGGACCAGCUCCCUCCAUUCAGCACUGCAGACACCUACCAGUAUUUCCCCACGCCCUCAUGCUCUUCCUCUGGGCUGCUUAGGCCUGGCCUUGCUACCCAUCUGCUCCCUUGGCCUUGUCACGCUAGAACCUUUCCCUGCCUUUUCUGCUUUUCCCACUGCAGUAUUUCAACAGGCCGCACCAUGCCUACUGGCCUGGCUGCCCUUGCGUAGCUGGCACCAUGGGCUGAGCGGCCUCCUGCCUGCAAGCGGUGUGCAAAGGCACUGGACACUGUAAACCUGGCAAUGGCCGUGCAGUUUGUGAGAGAGCAAUGCAGCAGAGAUUGCUGUGUUCUCCUCCCCCUUCCUUCCCCCCAUCUCUACAAGAUUAGGAGAAAGGAAGAGCCUGACUCCCAUCAGGGAGUUGUGAUGGGGAAUGUAUCUCUGAGCCAAUUUCAACCUAAAAAUGGCUUGAGAUGGGGAGAGGACUGGGGAAGGAAUGCAUUGGGUUUCUGAGCUGCUCUCCCUAAAAAUAGUAUAUCACACCAAAAAGGUCUCUUGCUGUCUCCAUCUUCCAGCUGUUUUUCAGCAUUAUGUCAGGCCUGUAGGGCAGGGAGUCAAACUGGAUCUGAAAAAAAAAAUCUGUUCAGACAAUUACUGUUCCUCGAACUUCAAUUGAACCUGAAUGGUUAUUUUGAUGUUUUAGUUUGAACUCAGAUCAGAAACAGACCUAAAAAACUGCAGUUACAGCUGAACCCAGAUUGGAUCUGACCUGAAAAAUGUCCUGAUUUGACUCCCUAAUUUUUAAAGUAAACAUGGCCAACCACACUAUCUGGAAAACACUCAGCUUAUUCCUACUAUGGAGAAUCUCUAAGCAGGCAGCUCUUGGGCAAGGCCAGCUGGUGGGGCCUGCUUGUGCUAGCACACUCAGCCCUUGAUUUCCUUCUACCUCCCAGGAAUAAUCUGUUUGGCAAGUACUGUGGUGAGACCAGAGUAGGUGUGACUGCAAGCUUGGUAUUAAGCCAUUUUUGCUGUGUUAGUGCCUUUGCAUUCUUGCUAACACCCUGAUCCUUCCCAGAGUUGAGGGGCCCUUCUCCAUGGUGCCACAGCUUUUCUGGAACCUGAGGAUAUUCAGCACUUUCUAGGAUGGUACCUUCAAAGUGCUUCAGGCCUGCUUCUGGCCAUGCGUCUCAUUUUAGAAACAUUAGCAGCACUACACCUGCUCCUAUGAGCGCAGCUUGCUGUGCACUGUCCUUCUGCUUUUCUUUAUUUUUUGGAACUUUGUUUUUUAAAGUGCAUUUUAUGAAAUCCAAGCAUGUUUUCUCUCCUUUCUCAGUAGCUUUCUAACAUUUGAGCUAACAGGUUGUAUUUAUUUUAUUCUGCAUGCUUACCAGUGGAUCGUAAAGGUGGGAAUGCUCAUAUGACUGCACCCUCUUCAGUUAAUAGCCGAACCUUUAACGCUAGUCAUACCGGUAUGUUAGGUCACGCAUGUAAACAUAAGAAGCCUUUAUCAGCUGCAAAAGCCUGCAUUACUGAAAUCCUCCCUUCUAAAUUCAAACCCAAACUAGCAGCUCCAGCUGCUCUUGUGCAGGACAAGAAGGGUAUCUUGCUGUCUCAUGAGAAAGCUCAAAGCUGCGAAAACCUUCGUAGCUCCAUUGCCUUGUUCGAUAAUAAAAAAGCUUUCAUGGUAGACAUAGGGGAGGGCAUAGAAAACAUGCUGAUGAAGUCGAAGCAGGAGUAUGCCAUCAAAUCUGGCAGUACCAUGAGCCUGCAGGAGUAUGGCACCAACUCUAGGAAAGGCUACCUGUUCCCUGCCUCCAGGAAGAGUGGGAUGGAGUUUACAAUGCUAUAUAAAGACAUGCAUCAGAUCAACCGGUCCAGGAUCCAUCUGGGCACAGUCUCCUCCUGCAGCGUGAGGGAUAUUGCGUCUCAGUUUGAGAAUGAGGCAAAGGACAGGAUGGAGCACAGUCUUAGCCAGGAGAAUUCAGAGCAGAUCCCCAAACACACAGUUUCCUCCCGUAUCAGUGCCUUUGAGCAGCUGAUCCAGAGAUCCCGAUCAAUGCCCUCGCUUGACUUUUCCAUUGGACAAAGCAAAUUCCCUACUUCUCUCCAGUCUAAAACUUGUCUGAGUUCUGCCUAUUCUGCAGAGUCCAUUCUGGAUUUGCCAAAAUCCCACCAAGAAGAGAAGGAUGCUGCCAGCUUGGCAGAUAAAUCCUCUCAUUCCUGCAGCAACGUGGAGGACACGGCUUCAGAUGUCAGUGAUGCCAUCCCUAUGGACACACUUUCAGCUUGCACAGAUGAGAUAGAUCUCCUCUCAAAUGCAUCCAAUGACAGCGGCAGCAGCAGCAGCAACCUCAAUGGGCCUCAGAAAUAUAAAAUCAACAGAUGCAAAGGCGCAUGCCCAGCUUCCUACACCAGGUUCACUACCAUCCGAAGGCAUGAACAGCAGCAGUCCUGCAGGAACCCUGAUUCCAAAGGGGAUGUCUAUGGGGACAGACACACGCUCCCCAGAAAUGUCUACCUAAUGAGCCCUCUCCCCUUCCGAUUGAAAAAGCCUUUCCACCACAAUUCCAGGAGGACUCCAUCCCUGGACUGCCCGGGAACCCCGUCAGCACCCAGCCCCGAGAGCCCAAAUGACCCCGUACAGCUACAAGGCAGCGUAGGAGACAAGAGUCACUACUCCCAGCACGGACCGUGCUUCAAAAGCAGGCCUCUAGCCCCAAAGCGCUUGUCUUCCUUUGACAUUGUGGAAAAGCUUAGCCACUUCCCCACCAUGGGAAGUAGCCGAGAUAGCUUCAUGGGCCGGGCUGGUACUCCUGAGUCCUUUAACAAUGGCAACCCUGUUCCAUAUGCUCUCUAUCACAGCUUGGACACAAACAACAACCUGCAAAGUGAACUUGGGACGUACCUAGGAGGUGGCUUUUUGUGUUCUUUACCAGUGUCCCUUCAUCUGUCUUCUUGCUUUACUUUUUCCUCCCCUUUUCUUCACAACCCCUGCAUUUUUAUUCCCCACCUUUGCAUCCCCUGACUCUCUUUUUUUCCCAGUAUGUCUAAUGUCCUUUGCGUGUCUUGCUGAGAAUUUAUGUUCAGGACUUGUUAACAGCUGCACUUCUGAGAAACGAUUUUCGCUGCCUUUCUAAACACAACAGGCUCAGUUUGUCUCUCAUGAAACUCCUGGGAUAGAAGAAUCUCAACAUGAUACUUUUAGUCCUGUAUCAUUUGCACAGUUGGGAAUAUAAAAGAAACCCAGAUGAUUUGCUUUAAGGAGCAGUUUCUCAAGGUCUAGUUGUGUGUGUGUGUGUGUGUGUGUGUGUGUGUGUGUUAAACUUUUCUCAACAAUAAAAUGUUAAAUCCUAUUUUGAUGGCAGCAAAUCUUUUCUUCACGAAGUCCUUAUAUGUUUUUACUCUUUCCUGUACCUUUAUUUUCUCCCUUUUUUGGAUCUUUGUUCACAAGUACAGCCCAAAAGGGAAAAAAAUGAAAAUGGAUAAACUAUCAACAUUUGAUUGGCUAUUUAGUCAACAGCAAUUGAGAAUUCUUGCUGCCAUAAUGGAAGCAAAUUGUUUAAAAAUAGCUAUUUUUUUUCCUUUCUGGUUAUGUGAAAUAAUCCAUCUGUAUUUUAACUUCCUUAUGUUGUU